Egretta garzetta (little egret) is the source of this 3639-nucleotide messenger RNA. RefSeq names its product C1D nuclear receptor corepressor (gene C1D). The record is from RefSeq and is a predicted model, not a curated record. Gene Ontology annotation, biological process: maturation of 5.8S rRNA; regulation of gene expression. NCBI's taxonomy places the organism in Eukaryota, Metazoa, Chordata, Aves, Pelecaniformes, Ardeidae. The transcript is spliced from 4 exons. Bases 1 to 447 code for a protein of 148 amino acids. Gene Ontology annotation, cellular component: exosome (RNase complex); nucleolus. Gene Ontology annotation, molecular function: DNA binding; RNA binding.
AUGGAAAUGUCAGAAGAUGAUAUUAAUAUGGAAGAAUACCCCACUGAAAUUCAUGAUUAUCUUGCAGCAUUUGAAAAAUCUCUUGGUUCUGUAGAUGAGAUGCUGAAGACCAUGAUGUCAGUUUCCAGGAGUGAGCUUCUCCAAAAGUUAGAGCCUCUUGAGCAAGCAAAGAUGGAUUUGGUUUCGGUGUACACGUUAAAUUCAAUGUUCUGGGUAUACUUGGCUACUCAGGGAAUCAAUCCAAAGGAACAUCCAGUGAAACAAGAACUGGAGAGAAUAAGAACAUACAUGAACAAGGUCAAAGAAAUAGCAGACAAGAAAAAAGCAUCCAAACUGGAUAAAGGAGCUGCUUCUAGAUUUGUAAGAAAUGCACUCUGGGAACCAAACGCUGAAAAUGAACAUACCUCCAAAACCCCCGCUAAAGGAAAAAAGAGGAAGAUGGACUAAAUUUUUAUUUCCCUUCAUAUAAAAUAGAGACACCUAGAACUUAUUUCAAAAUUUGUUUUGUAUAGUGUAUGCAUCUUCCAGAGGUGCUGUAUAGCAACAUCUUGAUUAAGUUAUACUUAAGAAUUUUAGAGGAUUGUAUUUUGUCCAGAACACUUGUCACUGAGGUAAUUACAUUAUAUGUGUAUCUGAAAGUGCCAUUUGAUGUGAGAGAAGUAGCAUUUCAUUAUUCAAAUAAUAAUGACCUGACAUACGCUUGCUGGUAAUAGUACUAGUGAUGUUUUGCUGAUAAUGCCUAAGAAUUACUUUUUUUUUUUUUUUUACUGCUGAACGAUUUAUGAUUUAUACUUUUUUAUAUGUACUUAAUCUCCUGAAUAUUAAAAAGUCUCAAACAAUGCUAUCCACUCUGUUCUUUAGGCAAGAGCCACAUUUACUUUCUCAUUACAUCAUCGUGUGAAAUGCUGUAUUUGUAGAGUUUUGCAAGGUUUAUUCACUGUGUUAAACUGUUUCCUUUUCAGCUUCUGAACUUGAAUGUAUGCCAUAUUCCCUUACUUCUGUUGCCUCUGAGAAAACUGAGCUUCAAGGGCCACAAGCAAACAGCCCGGAUUCCACUCUAAGCCACUGUGUCUAGUCAAUGGAAAAAACAGAUAUCCCCAAAGGGCAAUUUGUAGGGCCCAAAUAAAGGAGCAGGCUGGGGACAGCUAUUAGGAAACAGCACAUGCAGGAACUUGACUGGAAUUUUGGCUGCAGUGCUCAUCCCUUACUGCUGACACUGUGAGAGAAAGAAGCGUGCUCUGAGGUCAUAGGAGUGUGGUCAUCCAUUGUGAUUUUUCAAAUCUUCAUGAGGGAAAGCAUUCUCUGGUGCAGUAAAAACUACUGCUUUGUUUUGAAAAUACUAUUUGUUUUAUUAAAAAUGUGAAGCUUAGUCAUUUAGGAGAGGUGGUGUGUUAGUUUCUUCAGAAGAACCUCACUAGUUCUUUUUUCAAUACACUGCAAAACAAAACUCAAUUAUCAGCCCCAAAGCUGUUUAACAAUUAGCAGUAACCUAACUACUUACAAAGGAAAAAUAAACAAUUUAGUUCACCAAAAUGCAGUUUGGGCAGCAGUCUACAAAACUGGUUGGGAGAUAUUGUUGGUGUGAAAGACUAAAUGACAGGAACAAAUGGAUCCAGUGCUGCAAGCUGAAUGAUGUACAGUGGAUGGUUACUGUCCUUACAGAGUUGUACUGCAUCCUGCAAUGCCAGAUAUGGACUAUAUUGACUUAAGUGCUAAAAUGAAGGUUCUCUUGUCAUUGACUAUCUAAAAAUAUGUAUUUGGAAGUGAAAUUUCAAUACAUUGACAAGUUUAACAAACUCAAAUAAUUGUUGCAUAUCUCUAAAAGCUUUUUCAAUGACUGGUAUGAAUUUACACAUAUUUGUUUAUGAUAGAAUUCCUUCAAUACAACUAACAAGAGAACUUGCUUGUAUAUAUGUUCAUGUAGGUACCUAACUUUGCUGCCUCAAAUCUACAGGACUGCUUAUGUGAGUAUACAUGUCAAAGGUCCAUAAAUGUUUUCCAGCUGAAAGCUAAAAUUAGAAUGCUGUAUUUCUACAGGUUAAUGCCAUGGUUAUGCGAAAUAAAAGAGCUGCUGGACUCAGGAGUCUUUUUCGUGUGAUUAAGGUUAAAAAUGCAAAAGACCCCAACUGUGUUCUUGACUGAAGACAGUAAUACUUGUGUAAAGCAGUUCUCUUUGUGUGCUCAGUAAGUUUGGACAGUUUAUUUGGAAGUCUGUGUGUCCUGUCUUGUACUCUGUUCAAUGUGAUACUGCAAACGAUGUCUGUAGACUACUGUAAACAGAUUUCUGGACUUUGUGUGGAUCUACAUGUCUGCAUGUGCGAAGCAUGAGGUUCAAAAUGUUAAUCUCAAAACCAUCAAUUUUAAAAAAGAAAAAAGGCCAGGUGUCCUGUGAACUAACUGGGAAGACAGUAGGCUAGAAGUGGUCUGAAGUGGCACAAGCCAGAAGCACUUCAAAUAGAGACUUUCUGGGAGAUAACGACUUCCACUUUGACAGGCAUUGUCUUGAGGAAAUGAGUAGCUCAGCUUGUAUUUACGCACAGUGCUGUUAAUUAAAAGGAGAUUGAAGGACAUUUCCAUUACAUGAUUUUCCUCUUAAGCUUCAAUUACAGCUUUUGUUUUAAAAGGAUAAUUUCUGAAAAGGAUCAUAAUUCAAUGUCCAAUAAAGUACACAGGUUUCAUUGGUAAAUGUUUAAACAAGAAUAAUGCAAGGCUAUUAGCUAAGACUUACAGAGGCAGAAGUCCAUCUGUUAAAAUUAAUUAUAUACAGGUAUUUGGCAUUUGUGGUAGAGUACUUCAAAUAGAUAGAUGUAACAAAUGCAACUUUGUAAACUUUUUUUAAGGCUUCUAUCAUUCAGUAUGGCUGUUCACAGCCUGGAUUUGUGGCUUUGCUUUUCCAACACAAAGAAAACAACCCAGAAAAAUGCUCCACAAACUAAGAAGCAUCACCAUAUGCAUGUUAGUGAAUAACAGCCCUAUUAGAAAGAGGCUUGAAAUGAAUGCUAAAUGUUUUUUAUAUCACUGAACUGUUCUUGGAACAUCUAGACUUCAGGAUAGGUAUUUAACUUUAUUGAGGUCUCAAAUAUGAAAUGACUGAACAUUGUUCAUGAAAGUUCCUCCCUGGAAAAGCUACAUGAAUAUUGGAAUAAAAAAUAACUUUCCUGCCUCAAAAUAGGAGGCUGGCAAAAAGAACAUUUAUUGUGGUGGCUGUGUGCAUGAAUCUGUAUGAGCCAUAGUUUGUAGUAUGACUCUACAGGGCCUGACAGGGAAGGAAAACAUCUGGGAGACUUCUAGUCUCAUUGCUGCAUGUGCUGAAUAUGGUGCAAUUCUGCAUUGGUUAAUGCCAAUGUAAUGCAAAGAGUUGCUAUUAUCAUAGCAAAAGUUAUUAGUACCAGUGAAUUAAAGUAUUAAUGAACUUAAGAAAUUUGAAGAGUUACACAUUAAGGUGUGUGUGAUGCCUCCCUGCUUUGUCUUGAUUUUGCUAUAUUAUGGGUUAAUUAAUAUUAGUUAGACAUACCAGCUAAGAGAAACACUAACAGAUUGCUGUGUUUGAGAAUGUUUUUAACUAAUGCACUGGCACUAUUAUAUAAAACUCUAAGUUAUGAUAGAAAUAUAUAUGUAGUUGGACUAGAGGCUAAUUGA